This is a messenger RNA of Pogoniulus pusillus (Red-fronted tinkerbird), 910 nucleotides long. RefSeq lists its product as uncharacterized. The record is from RefSeq and is a predicted model, not a curated record. Lineage: Eukaryota; Metazoa; Chordata; Aves; Piciformes; Lybiidae. The transcript has 4 exons. Bases 1 to 888 code for a protein of 295 amino acids.
AUGCAGAUGUCAGCACUGCCAGGGCUUGUGGACCUGCUAGAGCUGUGGCUGUGCAUCCAGCAAGAAGAGAACAGACUUGGGAGAUACUGCUUCCCGCUGGCCAGCGCCUACGCCUGUGCAGAGGCUGCAGGGAAAGAUCAUUAUGCCAUCCAGAGGGACCUGGACAGGCUGCAGAGGGAGUGGAGGAGGUACUACUGGCCUCAGCAGAGGAGCCAGGAGCUUGCUGCUGCUGCUCUCCCACAGCUGCCUUCCCUGGAGAAGCAGAUCACUGACAACUGGGAAGGAGGAGGAUCUGGUGGUGGACGAGGAACAGGUGGCAGAAUUGGGAAGCAAACAGGAUCAGUGCCGUUCACAGGACCCACUGCCGGACCAGGAGCGUCCAUCCUCAGCGCUGCCUCACCGGCCAGAGGAGCCGCUACCGUCAGGGCACCCCUGCGGCUCGCCCUGCCGCUUGGGCUCCGCUCCAGGGCUGCCGCUGCCGCUUCUGCCUCCGCUGCAAACCCAGCGGGGACACAGUGCCCUUUGCCGCUAGUCCUGGCUGCUACCCUGCGCAGAACCGGCGGCAGUGUGCGGGAAGCGGAGCGAACCCCUGCCAUGCUCGGCACCGCCAGUGCCGCCACUCUACAGUUAGGGCUGACCCGCAGCGGGGGAAGGGGAUCCCCAUCGCCGCUCUCCGCAUAUUCCCCAGCGGGACACGCUCCAAAUGCAGACUGGUCCUUCACAGCCGCAGCUUACCCGUACACGCUGCCUGUGCUGGGACAAGAGGAGUACCGAGGCAGGGCCGUUCCCUCUAGAGCCGCCACCUCAUCCCCUGAAUUGGGAGUGCCUGCGCCCAGCAAGAGGACGGCUCAAACUGCACUCGGCCCGCCGAGGCACCGAGCCUGCUAAGGCACUCGGCCCGCCACGGCCA